AUGGGUUCAAAGAAGAAGAAGGAAAAACAAAAAGACUUUAAGAAAGCUAAAUUGAAAGUUGGUAAAACUGCUGCCAAACCUGAUAAUUAUACUGAUACUUCUUUUAAAUCAAAAACUAUAUCAUUACCAAAUCAAUCAAUAACUAUAAAUUCAAAUAGUUUACAACAUGAAUUAUCAUUAUUAAAACAUCAUUCUUCAAAUACUAGAAAAGAAAUAUUAAUACAGUUGGAAUCUCAUUUACCUUCUAAUUCAAGUCAAUAUAAAUUAAUAAUAAGUUCUAUUUUACCUUUAAUUAUAGAUGAUUCAAGAAUGGUUAGAUUACAAUUGGUAUCAUUAUUUAAAAAGAUUGCAAUUAAACAACCAGGAUUAUUUGAUUUACAUUUAAGAUCAAUUAUAUUAUUUAUUGUUUCUGCAAUGACUCAUAUUCAACCAAAUGUGAGAAACACGGUAAGUUUAUUCCUUGAGAUAUUGAUCGAUUAUUCAAAUAUAAAAAGUUAUUAUAAUAAAAUACUCAAGAACUAUUUUAUAUUGAUGGGGUGGAAUUUAAAUGAGGAUAAGAAAUCAAUAAGUCUUGCAAUAAAUAAUAAUGGAUCAUUGAAUGAUGAAAAUUCAAAGAAAGCAAGAAUCGAGCAUGUAAGAAUAUUAAACAAGUUUCUACAAAAGACAAUGUUUGAAGAGAAAAUAGAUAACGGAAUUAAAAUUGAUGUUGCUAUACAUCCUCAAAGUUAUAAAUAUUUAUUACCUCAUAAUGUCCCACAACCUUAUUCUCCAUUAAAGUUAUUUGUUAAUGAAAUACAAGAAAAUGGUACUGGUGUUGUUGGUGGUAGUGCUUUGUCAAUAACGGAUUUGGAUUCUAUUUCAACUGAAGAUUUAGGAACUAGAAUGAAAAUUAUGAAUGAUAUUUUCAAACCAACAUUAGUUAAAAAUCUUAAGGGGUUGUUGAAAGAAGGUGGUGAUAUUGGAAGAGAAGCAAAUAAUUGUUUGAAAAUAUUGGAAGCAUUACCGAAAGAGAAAUAA
Messenger RNA from Insectozyma verbasci, 1017 nucleotides. Lineage: Eukaryota; Fungi; Ascomycota; Pichiomycetes; Serinales; Debaryomycetaceae. The record is from the annotation of a GenBank genome assembly.